AUGCACCAUGGCUCUGCCACUGCAGCGCCAGCAGAGCUGCCUCCGUCGGGCCCUGUCUACAAGGUCUACAAGCGGCGGUUCUGGGGAUUGGCCCAGUUGGUGCUGUUGAACAUUGUUGUUAGUUGGGAUUGGUUAACAUUUUCCUCGAUAUCGACUACUGCGGCUGAGCAUUUCCGCGUUUCUGAGAGCGCCAUCAAUUGGAUGAGCACCGGUUACCUCUUCGCUUUUUGUGUCGCCAGCCCCGUAGUGAUCUUCACUCUCAAUAAAGGUGGCCCUAAGCCCGCCAUCAUCACCACCUCAACCCUCCUCCUCGUCGGCAACUGGAUUCGAUAUGCAGGAACCAAAGCGAAAGGAGGCAUCUUCGGUGUUGCCAUGUUCGGACAGAUCCUCAUCGGACUGGCGCAGCCAUUCUGUUUGAGCGCUCCGACGCGAUACAGCGACCUCUGGUUCUCUGACCAGGGCCGGACCAGCGCAACGGCCGUAGCCACCCUUGCCAAUCCGUUGGGUGCAGCAUUGGGAGAGCUGAUCGACUCUUUCUGGGCGACCAAGCCAAGCGAAGUCCCGAACAUGGUUCUGUAUAUCUCUGUCAUCGCAACGAUAGCAGCACUCCCUUCAUUUUUCAUUCCCUCCAAGCCCCCAACGCCUCCAAGCGCUUCAUCUGCGAGCACCAACGCCUCCGCACCUCUCCUCCCGGCCAUAACCCAACUCCUCAGAACCCUCGAGUUCUACCUGAUCUUGAUCCCUUUCUCCAUAUACGUUGGCUUCUUUAACAGCAUCUCCUCGCUGCUCAACCAAAUCCUCGAACCCUACUCAUACACCGAAACCGAAGCCGGCAUUGCAGGAGGCCUUCUGAUCAUUGUUGGGCUCAUAGCCUCAGCCAUCAUCUCUCCCCUCACAGACCGCUAUAAGCACUACCUCGCCACCAUCCGCACACUUGUCCCUAUCGUAGCAAUCACCUACAUUGCCCUGAUAUUUGCCCCGCCCAGCUCCGCCGGCAUCGCACCAUCGUAUGUCGUGUGCUCCCUCCUCGGAGCUUCCUCCUUCGCCCUCCUUCCUGUCGUUCUGGAGUACCUGGUCGAAAUCACGUAUCCCUUCUCCCCGGAGAUUGGAAGCACUAUCUGCUGGACGGGUGGGCAGUUGCUGGGCGCCAUAUUCAUUCUAGUUCAGGAUGCAUUGAAGGCCGGAGAGGACGCUAACCCGCCGGCCAAUAUGCAGAACGCGUUGAUUUUCUCUGCUGUUGUGGCGGCUGUCGCGGCGCCGUGGCCGUUGUGUAUUGGCUGUUUUGGACGCGAUGUAAGGAGACGGAGAUUGGAUGUUGAUCGAGGCGUGGAGCUGGGCCAGGAGGAGGCGGGUGAGGAACAGGGCGAUGAGGAACGUAGAGCUGGAGCUGGAGAGGAUGACAAGAAAGGAUUCUUUGGGUUGAGCGUGGCGUGGAGGAAGAGAUCUGGAGAUAUGUGA
Molecule: messenger RNA, 1458 nt
Organism: Aspergillus niger
Lineage: Eukaryota; Fungi; Ascomycota; Eurotiomycetes; Eurotiales; Aspergillaceae
Exons: 4
Coding region: 1-1458 (485 amino acids)
Biological process (GO): transmembrane transport
Cellular component (GO): membrane
Molecular function (GO): transmembrane transporter activity
Source: RefSeq, a predicted model, not a curated record